Molecule: messenger RNA, 1377 nt
Organism: Bursaphelenchus xylophilus (pine wood nematode)
Lineage: Eukaryota; Metazoa; Nematoda; Chromadorea; Rhabditida; Aphelenchoididae
Source: the annotation of a GenBank genome assembly
AUGGUGAUCAACAAGAGACACGUGAGCGGGAAACGUCAGAGAAGGUUCAUAAAAAUUCGGGUUCCAAUUCAAACUUUUUCAGUCUCCAGUUGGGGUCAGUCGACGGCUGUUACAACCUGAAGGAAUGACUGCUGAGAUCGCCUCCACUAAUGGGAUCAUUGAGAAAAAAGUGAAGGAGGGGAUACAUCACGAGUUCGAGUAAGUUUAUCUUUUGGAAAGUUAUGUGAUUCGAUUGUCAUUAUUAUCGACCAGCCGGUCGAUUCCCAGUCUCCAUGUGUCGUCCGCCGAGAAAUCCACAAGUUACUACCCCUCGAGUCCCGAAGUACAGCAAUCCUUUUUAAAUCAACAUUUUUAGUCCUAAAAAUUACGAUCAUGUCUACGAAUUGGCGAUGACGAUUCAGAAGUUGGCGAAUCUCGAGGUCCAUCCAACAGUCGGCAUCAUCUGUGGCUCUGGGCUUGGAGACCUGGCUGAUCUGAUCGAGAAUCCCACCAUCAUCCCCUACAGUAGGAUCCCCGGAUUUCCAAUUCCAAGUGGUAGGUGUGACUAAGCAAGUAUUCUAAUUGGUCAUUCCUUGCUGAUACCAUGAUUUUAGUUGUCGGACACAAGGGAAAUCUGGUCUUUGGAGAGCUCUGCGGGAAGCAAGUCAUGUGCCUUCAGGGCCGAUUUCAUCCAUACGAACAUGAUAUGAAUCUGGCGCUGGUAAGUGCAAUAUAACCAUAAAAUGUAUCUUUUUCAGUGUACCGUUCCUGUCAGAAUAAUGCAUAUUCUUGGAUGCAAGACUCUGCUAGUCUCAAAUGCUGCCGGAGGCAUUAAUUCUGCCUUCCAUUAUGGGGAUCUGAUGGUGAUUAAAGAUCACAUUUUCAUGCCCGGAUUGAGUGGAUUCGGCCCUUUGGUUGGUCUAAAUGAUCCAAGGUUUGGCCCCAGAUUUGUCUCUAUUCACGAUGCUUAUGAUCUUAAACUAAGGUAAGGCUAAAUAUAUACAUACAUUAAAUAUUGUUUUUUAGGAAGAAUGCGUUGAAGAUUGCCGAAGAACAGGGUAUUCGGGUUCAUGAAGGAGUAUAUUGUAUGUCGGCUGGACCCCAAUAUGAGACCCCAUCCGAAGUUAAAUUGUACAAAGUAGUGGGGGCUGAUGCUCUGGGAAUGUCUACUUGUCACGAAGUUACGGUAGCCAGGCAGUGUGGAAUGAGAGUCUUUGGAUUCUCUUUGAUUACAAAUAUGUAAGUCUUCAGUACUAAUUCUUACAUUUCCCUAUUUACAGCGCUAAUCAGGAUGUGGAUAACUCGGUGGAAGUGUCUCAUCAAGAAGUUCUGGACACGGCCCGUGCUGCCAGUGAUCGGGCUUGCAAAUUCGUAUCUCAGAUUAUUGCGGACCUUUGA